AUGGCCUCGCCGCCUCUGCCAAAGGCGUGUGUGGCGCGGAGCGGCGCAGGGGUGGCUGACCGGACUCCGCCUCCGUUGCCAGUUUCCUCUGUGCAUGCAGUUGGGUCUCCUUCCAGUCACGCUUCGCGCCUUCCGUCCCCGGUCGUCUCUCCGUCGCCCUCCUCAUCCCCCUCGCCUGCUGCCUGGUCUUCCGGGCCUCUCCCGCCUUCGCCAUCUCUCGCUCGGCGCACGGUCUCGCUCUCUUCUUCCACUCUCCGUCUCUCGCGUUCGGCUUCGUCUUCUUCUCUCCCCCCUCUUCCAGGGACGGCGCGUCCGCUCUCUGCCGCUGCGAGGCGCAGCCUGAAAGGCGAAGAAGCGCACCCGUUUCCUGCAGCUCCAGGCGUUCCGCAACCCGAGGAACCGGAACCCUCGCACGCACUCCCGCCCGAACAAGAGCGCGAGACGCGAGCAUCCGACACCCCGAAAGAAGCGCUUGACGGGUCCCCGCUGAAACAUCAGCAGGAACGAGGCCGGGGCCCAGAAAGCGUCGUCGCUGGUGCAUCUCGAGAACACCACCCGAGAGGCGAACCGAAAGCCCACCAGGCGAAGGCGGUCGUUUCCGGGGUUCUCGUUUGCGCAAGGGACAUGGCGAGCCCGCGAAGCGCAGCACGUUCAGGUCCAGGAGAGCGAGGAAUCCAAGGCGCGAAGGCCAACGAGAAGACGCGGUCCUUCUCCGGGCUCAGCGCGUCUCUGCCCCUCAACGAGGAAGUGAAACUUCAAUUUCUGAAGCUCACAGAGGGCUACACUCCCGCCAGUUCGAACGCUCUGGUGGCCUCGACGCAAAGGGCCGAGUCUCGCCCUCGCUUGCCCGAUGUGUCUUCAGCGCAGCCUCUCGAGUCGCCGCUCACGCCGUCCCCAUUCUGCGCAGCCAAACUGAACGAGGAAGAAGACGACCGCAAGUCUACGCGGGUACCCUCGCCUUCUCGCAGUGAGCGCAUGUCUUCCGUGUCUUCGGCCACCGAGAAUGACGAAGAGAAGGAGCGAAGCUACCGCGCGGCCUUUUCUCCCGACCUCGGGCACGAGCCUUCUCUGUCGCUUGGCAGAGCGCACCAACCAAACCCGACACGAGAUCCUUCUCCCGUCCACCCGGCCCGCAGCCUGUCCCUCAGUUCGAAGCUUCCCGUCAUCGUGCCGGGGUCUCCCGAUCGCACUGCCGCACGCAUCGAUGACGAAAAAGCUCUGACUUCCACACCUGCCAUUCCCUCGGCUUCGUCGCCCUCUUUCUCUUCCUCGUCUCUCUCUUCGUCUUGCGCUGCCUUCUCGUGCUCCUCUCCUUCGCUUUAUCGAUCGGAAUCCGGGAAUCUUCCGUCCGCGUGGGCGGCUGAGGCGUCCCCGUCGCUCCGGGCUCUGCCUGAGCCGGCUGACGAGCGCGAAGACGAGCUGUCCCAGUCGAUCUACGGCUCCAUGGAACGCGUGCUUUCUUCGCCCCGGCCGCUGUCUCCGUCGGUUCUCUCUCGACACGAGUCGCCGCCCAUGAGACGCGGCGAGAGACUCCCCGGCCGCUAUCCGGCGUACGCUGCGGGCCCGUCCACCGCCUCGAGCUUCGUGGGCCUCGCGAGAACGGGGCAGUCGCUGCAGACGCGGCUGCUUUUGAAUCUGCACAAGAGGCGGGAGGACGAAGAAGAAGAGAUGUUUCAGUUGACGGAGCGUCACGAACGCGAGGCGUCUGCGCUGCGCCAGCAGGUUUCGGAGCUCAAGAAGGCGCUACGAGACCAGCAAACCCAAGAGGAGUCUCGUCUCGCGUUUCUGCGCGAGCGAGAGAGACUACUCGCCAGCGCUCUCCAGGAGAAGGAGCGGGCGCUCGAGCGCGAGCGCGUCAAAGGAGAGGAGAAGGCGACGCUCGAGGCAAAGCUGCGCGAUGCGGAGCAACGCCUCGACGAGAAAGACUGGGUCACGAAACUCGAACGCAGGAACUUGGAAGCUGUGUGGCGCCGCAAACUCCUGGCCGAGCGCGAGGCCUUCCAGAGCGAAUUCGAGAAGAUGCUAAAGGCGAAGGAGGAACUGGAAAACUCGAAAAAGAGACUCGCGAACCAAGUCAAAACGCUCCGGGCAUGCGUUGGCUGGGUGCCGACCCCGGUGGAAGAAAGGACAAGAGAGAAAGCUCGCGAACAAGGCGACAGAGACGAGCCUGAAACCGAGGCACUUCAAAGGUCUGAGGCCGGACAAGAAGCGGAGAAAAACGGACCGGCACUGGAAAAACGUUCCGCGACAGCCCAGCUGGAGAGUGUCGGGUCUUCGGCCCACUUGGAGGGUGGGGAUGAGAACGAGGCACCAAAAGAGAAGAACCAAGAAGCGCGCGGAGCGGAGAGCGGAGCAGAAGACCCGGAAGUCGUCCCGUCCCCCACCGACAACAUCUCUGCAGUUUCCAGGAGCCUCCGCGUGACAAGCAACGGCGAAGAGGGAGACAGCGCGGGACAAGGAAAGCGAGAAGAGAAGGGCGAGGCGCUGGAAAACGUAGAGGUGGGUCGCCAGGAAGAACCGCUCGCCAAGGGUUCUGGCCCGGACAGAAACCCGUUUCGUCUGGACUCUCCGAACGGAAGUCUCCAGGUUGACCCCGCCUGGACGCAGGCGCCUGGCGCUUCGUCCCCUUCGCUAGAUCAGUCGACGAAUUCGCCUUUGCCUGCGGAGUCUUCUCUUUGCGGCAGCGAGACAGAACGGGACAAGACUCCGGGUCUGACGGGGUGCGACGCCCCAGCUCGCCUGACGCAGCUUGGCAGCGAGAAGGCGACAGGCGGCGUGCAGAGCGAGGAAUCCGGGGCGGAGAGGGGUUUUCUUUCGAGGAGAGGAGCAGUCCUCGGGGGCCGAGGGCGAGGCGGGAGGGCGCAGGGCGAAGUCCACGCCCACGGGCUUUUGAGGCCCACGAUGUCUCUCGCCGACGAAGUGUUUCUCGCGGAGCUCGCGGCAGCCGAGGCGGAACGAGGCAAGGCCGAGGAGAGACAGGCAGGCGAGGCACGCGCAAACGCUCCGGUCGCCGCGUCCAGGUGCUCUGAAGCAGAGCGGCCGUUCACCGCGGGAGCGGCGGAAAACGCGGACGAGAAGGCCCUCGGGUUGGCUCCCACGGACUGCGAAUCGGAUUCUCUGUGCGAACGGUGGGGGGGUCUGCCGACCUCUGGCGACGACAAAGAGAGAAGUUUCGAGCCUCCCUUUCCGCUGGUUGUGCCGGCGUCCGGGGCGGGCCUUCCCGCUCUCGCCUCGCCCCCAGGACAGUUCCUUGAUCUUGAAAAACAGCCGGUUCCCGAAGGCAAGGCGCAGCCUGAGGAAGGAGCGGCGCGCAGCUGCAUCGCUGGGAACAGCCCUGAAGCGUCUGCCUUGCCAGACAAGAGGGAAUCGGCUCUGUCGUGUCCCAGUCGCAUGCGCUCGCUGACGUCCCUGGCGCGCCUGCCUCUGUCGUGGAUGUGCCCGAGGCGCAGAAGCACUCUCGGAGACGUAGCUGUCAACCCUUCUGUGCGGCGCGCGUCGCCGUCGAAGGCUGCGUCUGGAUCUGUCGCGAAACCUUUUGAAGACGAAGAUGAGGCUACCGAAACGACGUGCCUAGUGCCCUCGAGACAGGAGACAGUCGCCCUGAAGCACGUGGAGGACUGGGUGUGA
Molecule: messenger RNA, 3627 nt
Organism: Neospora caninum
Lineage: Eukaryota; Apicomplexa; Conoidasida; Eucoccidiorida; Sarcocystidae
Exons: 1
Coding region: 1-3627 (1208 amino acids)
Source: RefSeq, a predicted model, not a curated record